This is a messenger RNA of Pezoporus flaviventris, 396 nucleotides long. Its product is annotated as nectin-4-like. The record is from RefSeq and is a predicted model, not a curated record. The transcript has 2 exons. Lineage: Eukaryota; Metazoa; Chordata; Aves; Psittaciformes; Psittacidae. The coding region runs from base 1 to 372 and encodes 123 amino acids.
AUGGGGUGCUUGGGUCUAACGGGGCCCUUGCAGCUGGAGGAGACGCUGCAGCUGCGGGCAGAGAGCCGCCAGGGCAGCCUGCGGGGGGACAGCCUGCGCGGCACCAGCAUCUGCUCGGCCAUGAGCGAGGAGCCCGAGGGCCGCAGUUACUCCACGCUCUCGACCGUGCGGGAGAUCGAAACGCAGACCGAGGUCCCUGCGGCGCCGGCGGGGAAGGAGCCCAAGGACGAGGAGGAGGAAGGCGGCGGCGGCCCCGGCGGCGACGACCCCAUCAAGCAAGCCAUGACCCACUUCGUGCAGGAGAACGGCAUGCUCCAAGCCAAGCCCACCACCAACGGCAUCUACAUCAACGGCCGCGGGCACCUCGUGUGAGCCGCUGCCCAUGGAGGUUGUUGG